Saxophila tyrrhenica is the source of this 1665-nucleotide messenger RNA. RefSeq names its product Phosphoglucomutase-2 (gene PGM2). The transcript is spliced from 2 exons. Bases 1 to 1665 code for a protein of 554 amino acids. Gene Ontology annotation, cellular component: cytosol. Gene Ontology annotation, biological process: carbohydrate metabolic process. NCBI's taxonomy places the organism in Eukaryota, Fungi, Ascomycota, Dothideomycetes, Mycosphaerellales, Extremaceae. The record is from RefSeq and is a predicted model, not a curated record. Gene Ontology annotation, molecular function: magnesium ion binding; phosphoglucomutase activity.
AUGAGCGUCAAAACAGUCGAGACGAAGCCUUUCCAGGACCAGAAGCCGGGAACCUCGGGCCUCCGUAAAAAGGUCAAGGUCUUCCAACAGCCCAACUACUCCGAGAACUUCGUCGCCUCCAUCCUCCUCUCCAUCCCCGAAGGCGUCGAUGGCUCCGUCCUGGUCAUCGGCGGUGACGGCCGCUACUACAACCCCGAAGUCAUGCAGAUGAUUGCAAAGAUUGGUGCUGCAUACGGCGUGAAGAAGCUGUUGAUCGGACAGGAUGGCAUCAUGUCGACACCCGCAGCCAGCCAUCUGAUCCGCAUCAAGAAGGCCACAGGCGGCAUCCUCCUCACCGCCAGCCACAACCCCGGCGGCCCAACAGAAGACUUCGGAAUCAAAUACAACCUCGCUAACGGCGCUCCUGCCCCCGAAGGCGUCACCAACAAAAUCUACGACUAUUCCAAAACCAUCACCUCCUACAAAACCAUGGACAUCCCCGACGUCGACCUCUCCACCAUCGGCACGCAGAAAGUCGGCCCUCUCGAGGUCGAAAUCGUGCACAGCACCGCCGACUACGUCGACAUGCUCAAGUCCAUCUUCGACUUCGACCUCAUCAAGUCCUUCCUGCAGCAACACUCCGACUUCAAAGUCCUCUUCGACGGCCUCUCCGGCGUGACGGGCAACUACGGCGUCGACAUCUUCGAGAAAGAGCUCGGCCUGAAAAACGCCACGCAAAACUGUGUCCCCAAACCAGACUUCGGCGGCCACCAUCCCGACCCCAACCUCGUCUACGCCCACUCCCUCGUCGAAGCCGUCGACAAGAACGGCAUCCACUUCGGCGCCGCCUCGGACGGCGACGGCGACCGCAACAUGAUCUACGGCGCCAACUCGUUCGUCUCCCCCGGCGACUCCCUGGCCAUCAUCGCCCACCACGCCGACCUCAUCCCGUACUUCAAGAAGCAAGGCGUCUACGGCCUCGCGCGCAGCAUGCCCACUUCGGGAGCCGUCGACCUCGUCGCGCAGAAGAAGGGCUUGAAGAGCUACGAAGUCCCCACCGGCUGGAAAUUCUUCUGCGGCCUCUUCGACGCGGACAAGAUGAACAUCUGCGGCGAGGAAUCUUUCGGGACAGGAUCCAACCACAUCCGCGAGAAAGAUGGCUUGUGGGCGAUUGUGGCGUGGUUGAACAUCAUCGCCGGCGUGGGCCAGAAGUCCGGCACAACGCCCAGUAUCAAGUCCAUCCAGCAGGAUUUCUGGCAGAUCUACGGCCGCACGUUCUUCACGCGCUACGAUUACGAGGGCUGUGAAAGCGAAGGCGCGAACAAAAUGGUCGCGCACAUGAAGGAGCUCAUCACCACCAAGAAGGACUCCUUUGUCAACUCCACCGUUUCCGGCCGCAAAGUCCUCGAGGCGGACGAUUUCUCCUACACGGACUUGGAUGGCAGCGUGAGCAAAGGCCAGGGCAUCUACGUCAAAUUCGACGAUGGGAGUCGGAUCGUGGUGAGAUUGAGCGGGACGGGCAGUUCGGGGGCGACGAUCCGGUUGUAUGUGGAGAAGCAUGAAACCGACCCCAAGACGUACCAGAUGGAUGCGCAGGACUACCUCAAAGAUAAUGUGAAGAUGGCUGUUGAGCUGCUGGGUCUGAAGGAGUAUAUUGGGCGGACGGAGCCGGAUGUUAAGACUUGA